Messenger RNA from Symbiodinium pilosum, 348 nucleotides. NCBI's taxonomy places the organism in Eukaryota, Dinophyceae, Suessiales, Symbiodiniaceae. The record is from the annotation of a GenBank genome assembly.
AUGUACCUCGGUUACGACCAGGCUGUGGCCCUGCCGGCCAUGCAGUCCGAUGGCCAGGGUGGCCAGGAGGAGCUCUUCAAGGAGACCAACAAGGUGUUCGACAUCGGCAAGGGCGUCAUCGAAAUGGAGGUGAACAAGGCUAGCCCAACAACUAGGGAUUCUGUAAGUGAACGGAAGAGAAGAUUGAAGCUACAAUUCGAUUCAAAUGCAAAAAAAGGUGGAACAUACACUGAAACUAGGAUAGACGAUUGGGAUAAUUCUGGGAAGAAUUAUUUCAUACUACGGACCGUAAUUCCUGUAUGUUUUCCCUAUUUAGCCAUAAACAAGGAUAGAUUACUGGGGUCUUGA